Molecule: messenger RNA, 800 nt
Organism: Tachysurus fulvidraco (yellow catfish)
Lineage: Eukaryota; Metazoa; Chordata; Actinopteri; Siluriformes; Bagridae
Exons: 3
Coding region: 183-644 (153 amino acids)
Biological process (GO): negative regulation of mitotic cell cycle; negative regulation of cell population proliferation
Cellular component (GO): nucleus; cytoplasm
Source: RefSeq, a predicted model, not a curated record
AUACAGUCGCUGUUGAUCCUAUUUUGGUCAUAGCUGUUGGAAGUGAAGUGAAGUUUGUUCGAAAGAAAGCCGAAUUAUUUUCGAUUUUGGUUUGAUGUAAUGUUCAGAUUCCGAUAAGAAAAGAGUCAGAAGGUCUUUGUUCGUUAGUUUCGACGAGUCUGGGUUUAUGAAUAGUUUUCGUCAUGAAAGCCGAGGUUUCCACAGCUGUGAACUUUAUUACCACCUUGUUGAGAGGAACAGGACUUCUGUCUGAAGACCAACUCCAACACUUCAGCCUUUCUCUGGAAGAGGCUUUAGGAGAGCAUUAUGAGCACCAUUGGUUUCCUGACACACCGUUUAGAGGUUCGGGAUAUCGCUGUAUUCGGAUCAAUCACAGGAUGGACCCGCUAGUAGGGAAGGCCGCUUACACCAUCGGCCUCAGCAGGGAGCAGCUUUUCUCCCUCUUACCCAGCGAGCUUACAAUGUGGGUCGACCCCUACGAAGUGUCCUAUCGUAUAGGAGAGGACGGGUCCAUAUGUGUACUGUACGAGUCAACUCCUCCACAGGAGACUCAUCAGAACUCUGUGGACAGCUGCAAAAAGAAAUUCAGAAUCAGUCACUCGAGCCCAUCAAAAUCCUUCACUGUGAUGACCGUCUCCAGUUAAUGUCUGUACACAUCUGCCAUAUGUUUUACAAUUUGUUAAUGAUUAUUUUUACUGAAUGAUGAAUUUGGAUAUAUUUUGAUUUAAUGCUUGAUUUUAACAACUGUAAAAUUUUGUAAAUGUUUUAUACAUUUUGAAUAAAGAUGAUGCUUCAGUGUU